AUGGAGGAAAGUCAUGUAGUAGCUUUCUGGGGCAAAAUUCAGAGAAUAAAGGAAGCAAAGCAGAAACCUGAAGGUUCAGUUCGGCAUGAGGUUGGAAUUGAAAAAACUCAUCCCCAAGAAAAGGCUGUUCCAGUUAAUGAAAUAUCAGUUGCAAUUGCUGCACAAGAAGAUAUCCAUUCUCUGCCCUCAAAAAAUGAGGGAAAGCUCCCGGAAUCUGAAAAUGUCUCUUCUUCUAUAGAUGCCCUUUAUCAGGUGCAGAUUUCUAAAUCAUGUGAAGAUGAUCAAUGUUCCACAUCUAGUAGUACAUUUGAGCUACCUCAACCAUCUGUAACUCCUCAGAGAGUUUAUUAUUCAGAGAGGAUACCCCGAGAUCAAGCAGAGCUGAUGAAUAGUUUAUCAAUGUCUGACAAUUCGCUUGGUUCUCAGUUUCUUAUUUCUCAUUCUCAUUCUGAUAUAUCUGAACAGAAGACAAUUACAGAAUCUGCUGAAAAAUUUAUUCAAAGUAAUCUGGAUCUCCAUACUGAGCACCCUGUGCCAACUGCAAAACCAUUGCAUUUGCAUAUAGAUCCUCAACAAAUCAAUAAUGGACUUGCCCAACUCCAGAAGUAUAAGGAGUUUGCAAAUGCGGUUUCUCGGAUGAAUAAGACACUGUCUGAUUCUCAAGAUAUUCUGCAGAAUGGAUUCAAGCUAGCAGCUCCAAAUCAUGUGGAUGAUAAAGAUUCUGGAAACAGAGAUGCUAUGCUUAAGGCUGACCAUGAUCACACUGUAGGUAACCAGAAAAAAUUCCUGGUUGAUGAAACUGGAGAAUCUGGAUCUUGGAAUCCUGCUGCAUCUCAAGCAACUUCUAUUGUGCACCUCAAGGAUCCUGUGACUGAUCUCCCAGGGCCUAAAUUGGGUGAGAUAGCAGGCAAGGAUUUUGCUAGUAACAAUCUUGGACAUUCUCAGCCAUUUUCUCUGACAGAGAGCUCAACUAAUGAUAUUUCCCGAGGAAUACACCCUGUUGGUGUUUCAGCAACAAAACAGGCAGACAUCAGUAUAGAUAUUAAUGACAGAUUCACUCGUGAUUUUCUUUCUGAAAUAUUCUUUGGAGGGAUACUUACUGAGGAUAAGGCAGGUGUUAGUCCAAUGCACAAAGAUGGAGCUGGCAUGAGUGUAAUCAUGGAAAAUCAUGAGCCUAAGCACUGGUCAUAUUUUCAGAAAUUAGCACAUGAAGAGUUUGUUCAAAAAGUUGUUUCUCUUAUUGACCAGGAUCUUCUCGGUACCCCCUCUAUACUAGCAAAAGAUAAAGAUGGAAAUCAGAAGUCUUAUCAUUUUGUACCUUUGAGAGCAGAUGGAGUUACAAUGGGCCAUAAGUAUUCCCAGCUCCAUUUUGGUGAAGACAUCAAUAAAAAAAAAUUGGGAGGAGCUGAUUCCACAGUUCAUUCAGAUUUUGAUCAUUCCCAGGUGAAGGGCAGCGAAAAUCUGCGGUUUGGCCCUAUGAUGGAGAAUUUAAAAUCUCCUGCGUCACAGUAUGAGGGUGGGAAGAAAAUCUUUAACCCAAAAGGGAAGCCAUAUAUUCCCAAUUUCAAGCAGGUUUUUGAGCAUUUCUGCAUCCACACAGGUGGGUUUGCAUUUAUAGAUGAACUGCAAAAGAACUUUCAGCUAUCUGCAGAGCAAGUUGAGGCUUCAAGGAUGACACCACGCUGUUUUGGGAAUACCUCAUCUUCAUGGCAGAUGAGGCAUCUCAAGAAUUGA
Messenger RNA from Hevea brasiliensis (rubber tree), 1734 nucleotides. RefSeq lists its product as uncharacterized. The transcript is spliced from 4 exons. Gene Ontology annotation, biological process: fatty acid biosynthetic process. The record is from RefSeq and is a predicted model, not a curated record. Gene Ontology annotation, molecular function: acyltransferase activity, transferring groups other than amino-acyl groups. Gene Ontology annotation, cellular component: membrane. NCBI's taxonomy places the organism in Eukaryota, Viridiplantae, Streptophyta, Magnoliopsida, Malpighiales, Euphorbiaceae. The coding region runs from base 1 to 1734 and encodes 577 amino acids.